CGCGGAUCAAAUAUGUGUAAAAAAAUAGAUUUAGACAAAAACGUUACGCACUAGUGCGUGAAGUAUUUUCACUUUAUGCACUAGUGCGUGAAGUAAUUUACCAGAAAAAUGCUAAAUUGACAGUGUCGACAUCUGUCAUUGACAUUGACAUUACUUCACGUACUAGUUUGUGAUGUGAAUUACUUUACGCACUAGUUCGUGAAGUAAAACUUUGCGUCUUCUGAGUAGUGCGUAAAGUAACUACUUUACGCACGGUAGUAGAAAAAAAUUAUCAUGCAACGUUCAUCAUUCAGCAUCUAUGGUGACGUCACAAACGAUAUUUGGUAUUGUAGUACCAACCACACAAAUAGAAAAACGAAAAAUCCCAAUAAAACCUGACGUGUCUCCAGCGAUUAUUGACAGAGUUGUCAAAAACAGGUGGAACAAAAAACAAAUCCUAUGGUCAAUGGUGCUUCUUGUGCCCCCUCUAUCGCUAGUCUAUCCCACAUUUUCCUCUAGCCGGCGAACCAAAAUGAAUAUUUUUACAUCUUUUCGAAUUUCUAACUUAAAUUUACUAUUUUUGAUAUUGCCCUUUAUUGGGGUCGGUCGAUCCAGCGUAGAAGUUCCGAGACCAAGAGGCGUUUCACUAUCCAGACUCGCUCUAUAUGAUCCAGAGAAAGAUUUUACUUGCUUCGAUGGAAGCAACACUAUUCCAUUUGAUCAGGUAAAUGAUGACUACUGUGACUGUCCCGAUGGUAGUGACGAACCAGGCACAAGUGCUUGUCCGGGAGGCAGCUUCCAGUGUACCAAUGCAGGAUUUAAACCCGAAAUAUUAUCUUCAGACAGGGUCAACGAUGGCAUAUGCGAUUGCUGUGACGGUACUGAUGAAUAUUCUGGCAAAAAAACUUGCGUGAAUAACUGUUUGGAAGUUGGAAGAGCAGCUAGGGAGGAAGCAGCUAGAUUAGCAGAAUUGUUCAAAGUUGGAAAACAACUAAGAGCUGAACUUGCUCAAGAAGGCCAAAAAAUGAAAAACGAGAAACAAGAAAAGUUGAACGAGCUAGCUAAAAAUAGAGAAGAGGCUGAAAAUGUAAGACUGGAACGUGAGGAAAUCAAGAAAAAAGCUGAAGAACUAGAAAACAAGGCUUUAGAAUAUUAUAGAGAAUUAGAAGAUCAAUACAAAAAGAAGAAAGCUGAACAAGAAGCUGAAAAACUCAAAGAAGAAGCACUAGAAAACUUUAAAAAAUUCGACAGCAAUCAAGACGGUCUAAUUGACAUUGCAGAAAUUCAAAGCCGAUCAUCCUUUGACAGGGACCGCAAUGGACAAGUAUCAGAAGAAGAAGCCAAACUUUUCCUUAACAACCAAGACUCUGUCGAAUUAGAAACUUUCAUUGAAAAAUCGUGGCCUUUGAUGAAACCUUUUGUCUCUAUUGAUUCUAGCAUGUAUAAACCACCUGUGACUGAUUCAGAAUUAGAGGGCGAAGAACAGGAAGGACAUGAAGAACAAGAAAAAUCAUUAGGGGAACUUGAAGAAGGCGAAAUAGAACAAGAUGAAGAAGAUGAGGAAGAAGCAGAGCCAGAAGAAACUCAAGAGGAAGAACACAAAGUUGAGUAUGAUGAAGAAACUCAAAAAUUGGUAGAUCAAGCUACUGAAGCUAGGAAUCAAUAUGAUGAUGCUGAUAGGGAUGUCAAAUCAAUUAACGACCAAAUAAGACAAAUAGAAGAAAGCCUUAAAAAGGAUUUCGGCCCUGAAGAAGAAUUCGCCUCUCUCGAAGGCCAAUGUUUCGAGUUUAAAAACCUCGAAUACACUUACAAACUUUGUCCAUUUGAAAAGACUGUACAAAUUCCCAAUUCAAACUCUAUGGAAACGAGUUUGGGAAGAUGGGGCAAAUGGGAUGGACCCAGUGGUAAUUCUUAUAGCGCAAUGUUGUACGACAAUGGUCAGAAUUGUUGGAAUGGUCCGAAUCGAUCCACAAAAGUCAAUCUGUUCUGUGGCGGAGAAAAUAAAGUUACUAGUGUUUCAGAACCAAACAGAUGUGAGUAUGCUUUUGAUUUCGAAACACCAGCUGCAUGUCACAUAGCAGGAUCAAGAGAUGGUGAAGCAGACGUCCACGAUGAAUUAUAGGCAAUGAAAACUAUUUUAGAGAAAAUUUUUCGUGAAAAUUAAAUGCGGGUUUUUGUGCUACUGUUUGUUGACCAAUUGAUAUCUUGUGUAAUUUUUGGGAUAGUGGGGUUUGUGUCAAAAUAGGUAAAUAUUUCUUAAGAGGGCCUCAUAUUUUUUUAUCCUUUUUACACGAAGUUUUAGUGUUUUGUAGAUAUUCUGUAUUAGGUAUUUUCUUUCAUAUUUUGUUUUUUUUUAAGACUCAGUUUAUAUAAAUGUGGUGGCAGUAUGUAUUAUAUUAAAAUGGACGUAAUUAUUGUGAUUUUUCAUUAUUUAUUAUUUUUAAUAUAGUCUUAUCGAGUCUUAUAUUAAAGCACAUCUUUGAACUAUCAACCCUCAUCGUUGUUAUCAUCAUUUGUAUUGUUGUGUCAUUUUUUUUUUGAAUAAAAUUCUGUUUUAGAGAAAAUA
Ceutorhynchus assimilis (cabbage seed weevil) is the source of this 2545-nucleotide messenger RNA. The record is from the annotation of a GenBank genome assembly. Lineage: Eukaryota; Metazoa; Arthropoda; Insecta; Coleoptera; Curculionidae.